GAGAGAUGGACGGGUUGACGGAGAGGUUCUCUAGGCUCCAACAGGAGCAUGAGAACCAACUGUCCACCAAUCAACAGCUUGAGGUCGAGGUUGCCAGAAAAUCAUCUCAGCUUCAUGAGAAGGAAGAUGUAGAAGUUCAACUCAGAUCUGAGAUGACGAAGCAAGGGAAAGAUAUUGAGAACUUGAAGAGAAAGGUUCAGGCUGUGGAGACCUUGAAACAGAGCCUGGAGAAGGACAAGGAGAGACUCAAGCAGGAGUUUGUCAAGAAGAACAAGGAUAUUGAAGAGCUGAAGCACCAGGCCAUAGUAGACAAGAAAACGUUGUCUGAACUGGCAAAUGCGCGUGAAAGCGCAGAACUACGGCUAGAGAGGCAGCAACAAAAUACGAAGGGAAUAAGUUUCAGCUGA
Molecule: messenger RNA, 407 nt
Organism: Eurytemora carolleeae
Lineage: Eukaryota; Metazoa; Arthropoda; Copepoda; Calanoida; Temoridae
Exons: 4
Coding region: 6-407 (133 amino acids)
Source: RefSeq, a predicted model, not a curated record